Molecule: messenger RNA, 1400 nt
Organism: Lipotes vexillifer (Yangtze River dolphin)
Lineage: Eukaryota; Metazoa; Chordata; Mammalia; Artiodactyla; Lipotidae
Gene: ARB2A
Product: ARB2 cotranscriptional regulator A
Exons: 9
Coding region: 163-1083 (306 amino acids)
Biological process (GO): regulatory ncRNA-mediated heterochromatin formation
Cellular component (GO): nucleus
Molecular function (GO): siRNA binding
Source: RefSeq, a predicted model, not a curated record
AACUUGUUCGGGGCGCGGAUCCGGACAGGGAAAGUCGUAACAACCGCACGAGGGAGUUCGGCUGGCGAGCUGGAAGGCCACGCCUCCUCCCGCCUACCCCCACAGCCCUGUAGCUGGGGGCAGAGCUCAGAUUUAUUAUCUAGGAUAGAUUUGGAUGAGCUAAUGAAAAAAGAUGAACCACCUCUUGAUUUUCCUGAUACACUGGAAGGAUUUGAAUAUGCUUUUAAUGAAAAGGGGCAGUUAAGGCACAUAAAAACCGGGGAGCCAUUUGUUUUUAACUACCGGGAAGACUUGCACAGAUGGAACCAGAAAAGAUAUGAAGCGCUUGGAGAGAUCAUCACGAAGUAUGUAUACGAGCUCCUGGAAAAGGACUGUAAUUUGAAAAAAAUAUCUAUUCCAGAAGGAUAUGGAGUAAUAGUACUGAAUCCCAAUGAAAACUAUAUCGAAGUAGAAAAGCCAAAGAUACAUGUACAGUCAUCUUCUGAUAAUUCAGAUGAACCAGCAGAAAAACGGGAAAGAAAAGAUAAAGUCUCUAAAGAAACAAAGAAGCGACGUGAUUUCUACGAGAAGUAUCGUAACCCCCAAAGGGAAAAAGAAAUGAUGCAGUUGUAUAUCAGAGAAAAUGGUUCUCCUGAAGAACAUGCAGUCUAUGUGUGGGACCAUUUCAUAGCCCAGUCUGCAGCUGAGAAUGUAUUUUUUGUUGCUCAUAGCUAUGGAGGACUUGCUUUUGUUGAACUGAUGAUUCAACGAGAAGCAGAUGUGAAAAGUAAGGUGACUGCUGUGGCGUUGACAGACUCUGUUCACAAUGUGUGGCAUCAAGAAGCUGGCAAAACGAUUCGAGAAUGGAUGAGAGAGAACUGUUGUAAUUGGGUCUCUAGCUCAGAACCGUUAGACACAUCAGUGGAGUCCAUGCUGCCUGACUGUCCCCGAGUCUCAGCAGGCACCGACCGUCACGAGCUAACUUCCUGGAAGAGCUUCCCGUCUAUUUUCAAGUUCUUUACCGAAGCCUCUGAGGCAAAGACCAGUUCCCUGAAGCCGACUCUGACGCGGCGCUCCCACCGAAUAAAGCACGAAGAGCUGUAAGAGGAGAGCGAGCGAGACGGGGGAGGGGAAGCCGAGGAAGCACACUCGAGCAUAUGCAUCCACACGUCUCCCCACCGCCUGUUGUCGGCGAGCAGACUCCCAGCCCCUCAUUAGAUUGUUUUCUUCCUAGAGCACAGGGUCGUGAUAUAUACAUCUAAAUAGCGUUUUGCAUUAUUUCUAGAUGAGUGCAACUGUCAAAGCAAUAUGGGUUCACUGGUCGUGCUUCCUGCGGGCUGUGCUUGGGCUUCGCGCUGCCCGUCAGCGCGCAGAUUAAGGCCGACAGCGCCCUGCCCGGCGCGGCCGGCGCGCCUCUAAUU